Molecule: messenger RNA, 4379 nt
Organism: Paralichthys olivaceus (Japanese flounder)
Lineage: Eukaryota; Metazoa; Chordata; Actinopteri; Pleuronectiformes; Paralichthyidae
Gene: gprc6a
Product: G protein-coupled receptor, class C, group 6, member A
Biological process (GO): G protein-coupled receptor signaling pathway
Cellular component (GO): plasma membrane
Molecular function (GO): G protein-coupled receptor activity
Source: RefSeq, a predicted model, not a curated record
AGUGAGAGCUCGGACAGCAAACACAGAGGACAGUGAUAUGGCCUGGGCUGUUCUUGUGAUCUACUUACAUAUCCAAGUUUUCCUUAUUAUUAUGGAAACAGGACAUGCUACUGAAAAUACUACUGGGAUGAUGGAAACUACAGCUGCAGGAGAUAUCAUCAUCGGGGGAAUCUUUCCCUUACGUACGGAUGUACAGAAAAGGAUAUCGUUUGCACCAGAACCCCAGCCAUGUGGCAGUUCUGACAAAAGAGGCCUGAUUAAGGCUCUGGCUAUGAUCAAUGCAAUCGAGGUCAUGAAUAACUCCUCUCGGCUCAAGGCUCUGAACGUCACUCUGGGUUACCGAAUCUUGGACUCCUGCACUGAUCCCAACACAGCUCUGAGAGUCAUAGGAGACUUCAUGCAGCGGGGCCACUGCUACACAGAGAGCAACAACUCCGCCUGUGCACAGCCAGUCAUGGCUGUUAUAGGUGGCUCUCUCUCUGAAAUAUCCAUUACCAUCGCUAGGCAACUGACACUCCAGAUGAUUCCUCAAAUCAGCUAUUCAUCAAGUGCUGUCAUUCUGAGUGAUAAAGUCCGCUUCCCUGCGUUUUUGAGGACUGUUCCUAAUGAUAAACAUCAGACAGCUGGCAUGGUCAGUCUGCUCCACACCUACGGCUGGAACUGGGUGGGAAUAGUUAUCACAGAUGGAGAUUAUGGCCGAUCAGCUCUGGACAACUUUGUGUCCCAGGCCUCUAAAAUCGGGAUCUGUGUGUCUUUCAAACUGAUUCUUCCUCAGUUUCAGACCAGUAAAGAAUUACUCUCUGCUAUCGAGCACACUGCCACAACCAUUCUCAACAAUCCCAAGGUGCAGGUCAUUGUGUCAUUUGCCAAGUCAAAUCAAAUGAAGCAUCUUUUCCAGAAGCUGAAGAAUCAGACACUGAGAGCAGGAAAGAGCAUGGAGUCAAUGAGAAGAGUGUGGGUGGCCAGUGACAGCUGGUCCUCCAGCAAAUCUGUGACAGAAAACAUGACUCUGAGGGACAUAGGACAAGUUGUGGGCUUCACCUUCAAGAGUGGAGACGGGUCAUCACUUGGGAACUAUCUGAACAAGCUGGAGGCAGCUGGACAUGAGUAUACAGGGAAUAACAGCUUCUUGACGAAGUUCUCUGUGCUGCAAAAUACCACGGAAGUUAUGAAAACUCUCAGGGAACACAUUCAUGCCCCCACUAUCUUCAGUACUGAGAUGGCUGUCAGCGCCAUUACUGAGACUGUGAUUUCUGUCUGCGGGAGCAGAGACUGCAAAACGCCAGGCAAAAUGCAACCCUGGGAGAUACUGAAAGCUCUGCAGGAGAGAGAGUUUAAACUUGGAGGAAAAACCUACAAGUUUGACAAGAAAGGUGACAUCAGCCUGGGCUACGACGUGACAAUGUGGUGGUCGGAUGGAGAAACAAUCAAAAUCAGUGAUGUUGUGGCUGAAUACCACCCACACACCAACAACUUCACUUACACCGACCAUAUCAACACCCAGUAUUUCCAGGACCUGAAGAAGAUCAUCUCCAAGUGCUCCAAUAGCUGCGUCCCUGGAGAGUUCAAAAAAACAGCUGAAGGUCAACACACCUGUUGUUAUGAGUGCAUCAACUGUACUGAGAACUACUACUCAAAUAAAACAGAUAUGGACCAGUGUCUGAGCUGUGACACAAACAGAGAGUGGUCGGCAGAGGGCAGCUCCAGCUGCACCCUCAAAGAAGUGGUCUACUUCUCCUGGCAGGACAAAUAUGCUGUGGUGCUCCUGACCUUUUCUGCCCUGGGCAUCCUCCUGGCUGUGAUCGUGUCUGCUCUGUUUUUACAUCAGCGUGAAACUCCUGUGGUGAAAGCUGCCGGAGGGCCAGUGAGCCAGGUCAUCCUAUUCUCUCUGGUCAUCAGUUACAUCAGCGCCAUGCUGUUUGUCGGUCGGCCCAACCAUUUCCAGUGUAAGGCUCGACAGGUGCUCUUCGGUAUUAGCUUCACUCUGUGCGUCUCUUGCAUCCUGGUCAAGACCCUGCAGAUCCUGCUGGCCUUCCAGUUCAACCCUGCACUGCAGGGGGUUCUGCGGAGGUUCUUCAAGCCUUACAUCAUCGUCAUCUUCUGUGUGGCCUUGCAGGUGAUUACUUGUAUCUGCUGGCUGGUCAUGAAAAGCCCAUAUCAUAAAACCAACCCGCAACCAACCACUUUGCUGGAGGAGUGUAACGAGGGCUCAUAUUUGGCCUUCGGUGUGAUGUUGGGCUACAUAGCUCUCCUAGCGUUUGUGUGUUUCAUCUGUGCCUUCAAAGGUCGCAAACUUCCAGAGUUCUACAAUGAGGCAAAGUUCAUCACCUUCAGUAUGCUGCUCUACCUUAUCUCCUGGAUGCUCUUUGUUCCUGUCUACAUUACCACCUCAGGAGUUUACCUAUCGGCUGUGGAGAUGGUGGUCAUUCUCAUCUCCAACUACGGCAUCUUCAGCUGUCAUUUCUUACCAAAGUGCUACAUUAUCAUUUUCAAGAAGGAGCAAAACACCAUGAAUGCUUUCAGAAAGAAUGUAUAUGACUAUUCCAGCAGAACCUCUAAUUCUAUCUCCAUAUCUGAGAGUUCAAUGUCAGAGAAACAGUCUAGCGUUCAGGACUUCAUCUGUGCUCUGUCAUACUCCGUUCCUGCAGAUGGUCUCCUUGAACCUGGAGUAGUGACAAACUGCAGAGAGGGAACAAGCCACACAAGUUUACACAGAAGCCCAGCAACAAAACACUCUUUCAGAAGAAGCAGCAUAUAACUGUCAUUAUUUAAAAUGGGUUGUGAGGAGGGAUGCAACUAUUUGACAUUUCUUUUUCUGUCCUGAUAGUGAAACUGAUUCCUGGGCUUUGGUUAUGGGCCAACAAAGAAUACAAAUGUUUAAUACAUCACCUGUAUGCCUAAUUGUGUGAAAGACACAGGAGGAUUCUUCAAGUGUACGGCAACAUCAGGCGUGACUUGAACAUUGAUUUCCUAACUUUGCAAAACAAAAUGUAGGGUGAAAUCUGGUAAAUUUGGCAGUUUUGAUUUCUACGACUUAUUCCGAUAUGUGUUUUCACAUCCGAUCAAAAAAUUAUACCUUUCUGAAAGCCUCAAAAUGUUUUCCUAACCACAUAAAAAGAAAUAAUUGCAAUAUCAUACACAGAGGAGACAAAUUCUGCCUGAAAUUGAUGAUAUGGGACAGGUCACCAUGUAAUCUGGGACACUUGUAUUAGGCUUUAAAAAAUCCCCUUUCUUUUUGCUUGUCAAGCUCAAUAUUAUCUAUUUUAAAAAGCAAUAUGAAAAAGGGACUAAAAAAUGAAUAAGAAAAUGUAUAUUAUUCAUAGAAAUGUCAAUAAUCCUUAAUAACAUGAAAACAUAAUGUUUAUAAAGAACCCUAGCCUGUGAAAGGUGUAUCACAUUUUUAAAACAUCAAUUAAACUCAGUAACUCAGUCGGUAAUUUGUCAUUCUAUUGACGCCACUCAGGGAACAAAGAGUCCUUGCAGGUGAAAGACUCAUCAUCAUCCAUCAGCCCAUUGUUUGGUGAAACCAGUGGCUGCAGACCACAGGACACACUCUUCUGAGCUUUUUAGAUCAUCUCUGUCCUAGAGAGCUGACUGAUUAAGGGCUAGUUAACUAACCAGACAAUCACUUUAAACAGACAGGGACAAACUGUAUUUACCAUCAACUCCUGCCUGACACUGGAGACCAUAUACUACAUCUCUGUUGUUAAUGCACAUUUCCCCAUUUAGAGAAGUGACUGUCCCAGAUUACCCAAAGCAUGCUGUCCCACAUUGUCAAUCGUGUUUGAUAAAGUAAGACAACUACAAAAUGUUUGAAAAAAAAACCUAGAACACAUUUUUAACAAUGUAUAUUUAUUGCUUGAAUACAUCACAAACAUAAUCUAUCUAUGACAGAUGUAUAUCCUCAACAUUUAACACGAUCUGCAGUGGUUAUUCAAUAAGAAUUAAGUUUAUACUAAAUAAGGUUUGUACAUAAUUCUUAAGUCUAAAUAUUUUUUCCAAUUAUAGGCUCAUCAUUUGAAUUAAGGGCUUUUAAAAGGGAUUUGUAACUCAUCAUCUUGGUAUUUCAUUUAUGAGUGCUUCUGCGAUGUUAAUGCUAAACUGGUGCACUGGUGAAAUAAAACAGACUGUGUUUAACAACGAAGGACGAAGACUGUGAAUAACACAGACUGGCCCAUAACUUGUUUUUUUGCUUUUGGAUUUUUCUGUCAGGAGUGGCCAAAGCUCAACAGUCCCCUUAAAUUAGGGUCUGAGCGGAAAAUCUUCUGCUGUGUUGUUCAUGUGUGAAAGGCAAACUCUGUUUGUCUUUUGUUUUAUUUGUUAUUUUAAAUCAAGAUCCAUGCAUUACUCUUUGGGAAAUCAGUUGAAAAGUCAAACAA